AAUUGCGUUGUGUUUGUCUCCAACCAAACACAACAUUCGUGUCCAACUUGAACUGUAAAAUUUAUUUCAGACCAGUUCCAUGUAUAGAUUUUGAGGUCCUAGUUUCAUCCUACGCUAAAGGUGUAUUGGUUCCUCCAUUACAACAACGAGACCCACUCAACCAUACCUUCAUAUUGACUUCCCAAGUUGGAUCAACCAAUUCUCUAAUUUCUCUCAAACUCCGAUCUCCAACUCCACCGGCACUGUCACUCGCCGAUCUCCGAUCGACCACAACACGAAACCCUAGCUCUCACUGUUUCGACUGCUGAACAGUUUGAAGCUAAACCCCAUGACACGCCAGUACUUUGACCAGACCAUUUUCAGAUCUGCAAAGAAUUGGUGUGUAUAGGUCUUGUAUUUGGUUUUUGAAUUUUCGAUUUUGAAUCGAAAUGGCAUCGAGGAAUAGAACCAUAUUGUUCAAAAAGUACAGAGAUGCGUUGAAAAGCGUUCGUGUUCCAUCGGGUUCUUCACCGUCGACUUCUGGUGGUCCGGUGAUUGAAUUGUCGACCACUUCGCUUCUCAAUUCCAACCGCUCUCGCUCUUAUGCUCCCCUCAGUACUGAAGAUCCAGGAAGCUCCGGUCAAGGUGCGCUUACAGUGGGUCUACCUCCAGCUUGGGUGGAUGUAUCUGAAGAAAUAUCAGCAAAUGUGCAACGUGUGCGGGUGAAAAUUGCUGAACUAGCCAAGGCUCAUACCAAGGCUUUAAUGCCCUCAUUUGGAGAUGGAAAAGAAGAUCAACGCAGGAUUGAGUCUCUUACUCAAGAGAUUACCGUUCUUUUAAAAAAGUCUGAGAAGAGAUUACAGAUACUCUCUGCUGGUGGGCCUUCUGAGGACUCUAAUAUUAGGAAAAAUGUGCAGCGCUCUCUCGCCACUGACCUUCAGAGCCUUUCAAUGGAACUUCGCAAGAAACAGUCAACUUAUUUAAAGCGACUCCAGCAGCAGAAAGAGGGUCCAGAUGGGGUCGACAUAGAAAUGAACUUAAAUGGGAAUAAUUCCAGAAGAGAAGAUGAUGACUUGGACGAUAUGGGGUUUAAUGAGCAUCAAAUGGCCAAACUAAGGAAAAGUGAGGCAUUCACGGCAGAAAGGGAGAGAGAAAUCAACCAGGUUGUGGAAUCAGUACAUGAGCUUGCUCAGAUUAUGAAGGAUCUAUCAGUGCUCGUCAUUGACCAGGGCACUAUUGUCGAUAGGAUAGACUACAACAUUCAGAAUGUUGCAGCAUCAGUCGAGGAUGGCUUUAAACAGCUGCAGAAGGCAGAGAAAACACAGAAAGAAGGGGGAAUGGUGAUGUGUGUUUCAGUUCUCAUCAUCAUGUGCUUUAUCAUGCUGCUCCUCCUAAUUCUCAAGCAAAUAUUUUUGUGAUCAGCGACAUUUUUUUAUAAAUCUCGUUUCAAGUCACCUCACUGCAACUCUCCCCUUCAACUUUUACAUACUGAGGUGUGCUGUUUUUUGGAAGUUUUGGGGAUUUUGAAUCAUCCCAGAUGGUUACACUACUAGAUUAGUUAUAUUCGAUCAUAAUAUUGUUAUUACUAUUACUUCUGUUUUUAAUUGUAUUUUUGCGAAGGGGAGCAAGGCGAGGGAGAACGGGAUGUAUUACUUGUGAGUACUACGGCCUAAUGUAAAGAGCUAUAUUGUAAUUGGGUGAGGAGGGUCUUUGUGCACAAAGGACUUGGUAUAUAUUCAUUUUGAUUACCCUUGGAGAUUCUGUAAUUUUGUUAAAAAUGCUCAUUUUUUUUCUGAGGGGAAGAGCACUUUGUACCGAUUCUUUCUUGUAAUAAAAUGGAAAACAUCCCAUUUCAGUACUGGCACGUUCAAGAGAAACUCCUUGUACGCAAAUGAAAUUUUUAUGAACUAUGAUAUACUCAUUUCCAGUUUUUA
Messenger RNA from Camellia sinensis, 1913 nucleotides. Its product is annotated as tlg2p-like protein a. The record is from RefSeq and is a predicted model, not a curated record. Gene Ontology annotation, biological process: vesicle-mediated transport; vesicle fusion; intracellular protein transport. Gene Ontology annotation, cellular component: SNARE complex; membrane; endomembrane system. Lineage: Eukaryota; Viridiplantae; Streptophyta; Magnoliopsida; Ericales; Theaceae. Gene Ontology annotation, molecular function: SNARE binding; SNAP receptor activity.